UAUUCAAGGCUGGCAAGAGGAUUCGUUAUUGCCAGUUGUGUGUAUCGUGCCAGUCAAGUGUUGGUCGGAGUCUGGACAUGCAUUUCUGGAUUGACAAACGGUCGCAACAAACCGGUUACGGUCGUUCGCGUGUUGCUGCCUCAUUGUCGCAUGCGGGUGGCGGUCUCAGCUACGGGCAUCCGCCGCGUCGCAGCAAAUCCAGCAGCAACAAUGGCAGCAGCAACAUGGCCGCCAGCAGCAGCAGCAGUGGCAGUGGCAGCCACAAUCAAAAUCUGGCUUCAGUGCAUCGAGCACCGUUUGGUGUGCCGUUUGGUGGUGACUUUCAGACUGGUGCGAGCAGCAGUCGCCAGGCAUCCCAUUAUACCAGCAGCAGCAGCAGCAGCAAUAAUAAUGCACAUGCCAGUAACCAGCAAUUGUUGCACCACAGCAGCAACAACAAUAACAGCAGCGGCAGCUGCAGCAAUGCUGCCAUGACAACUGCAACUGCCAGCAAUAACAACAAUGCCAAUGCCAAUGCAACUGCUUCAUCGGCAGCCGUGUUAACAGGCAGUGGAACAAUUGUUCCGCUUGUCGCACGUGGCUCGCAUUAUCAUCAGCACAGCACGCGAUAUCAGCCAAGGCCACAGCAACAACAUCAGCAGCAUCAACAACACCAACAAUUGCAGCAGCAUCAGUUGCAGCAACAGCAGCAACACUAUCACUACAACUACCAUCAUCCUCAAUUUGGCAAUAUGGCUGUGCCCGUGCGGCAAUAUGAGUCACAGCAACAACAACAACAGCAGCAGCAACAUCUACAGCAACAUCAGCAACAUUCGGGAGUUUAUGCUGACGAUGCCUACAGCGCUUAUCAUCAUCAUCACAGCAGCAGCAACAGUGGCAACAACUGCAGCAACACCAACAAUAGCCGCUAUGCCACACCACGUCGACACAACUCUAACAACAAUAUGCGACACACAACAGCAACAGCUACAUCAACGACUGCAGCCACGCCCAUACCGCCCACACAGACACAGACAACAGCAACGGGACCCAGCAACCAGCUGCAGCAGCAACAUCACGCAUUGUUGCAACACGCCGAUUCGCAGCUACUGCCAAGUCAUCUGAAAUGUGGUAUGUGCGCCUCGCUCGUGUUGGCCUCGGUGUUUGUGGCAGGCGCCAAGUUCUACUUUGACCAUCAGGGCACCGGGUUGGAGGUGCUCAUUUUUUGCGCCUUUUCGGCCACAUUUUUUUUGGCUGCCUGCAUGGUGUCGCUAUGCCGCAUUCCCAAGGGAUUCUUGCCGAAUGGACGCGGCAAUGGACGUGCCGUUUGUCACAGCCGUGGCGUGAAUACAAGUGGCAAUGGUGCCGGUUGCCUGUUGGAGUUGAAUGAUGUGCGUUACUUGGAUGAGCGACAGGUGGAGAUUAGUGCUGCAACGGCUGCAGCAGCUGCUGCUGGUCCGCCGCCGUAUCAUAUAGCAAUAUUGCUGCCGGAACAAACACCGACGGCGAUGGGCAACAAACAACUGCCACUGGAUGAGUCGCCGCCGCCGUCCUAUGAUAAGAUACUUGUGUAGGUUAGACUAGGGGUAGCGCUUUAUGGUUUUAUUUAGGAAUUGAGCGUCAAUUUCAGUUUAGAGCCAGCUAUCAACCCAAUCCAAUGAAUCCAAAAAUUCUUGCUCAAUAUUUUUCUAAUGAUAUCAAAAUUUAUAUAAACAUAUACACGGCAAAAAUGACAUUUGCAUAUAGAUGAUAUAUAAAGAUAUACAUACAUAUAUACACAUACAUAUACAUAUAAUUAAAAAAAUAAAUAUAAAGUAUAUUUUUAAGCUCCUAUUAAUAUUUUUACACUUUGAACUUUCUAAUCCAAAACACACACAAUCCCAAAAUCCAAACUUUCUACUAAACUAUGUAUCAUUUUUGUUCUGUGAUAUGCACAAAAGAAAAUCAUUCGUAAUAAACCAUUAGAGACAAAGCAAAGCAACAAAAAAAUCGAAGUAAACAAACCACAAAAAAUAGAAAAUAGAGGACAUAUACUCGAUAUACUAUAUGAAUAUGUGAAAAAUAAAAUUAAUACACAUCAAUCAGCCAAAACAGUAUUAGUAGUCAAGUAGACACUUAAGUAACAAUUACUCAUAUGCAACAUUAAAUAAUUAAUGUAAAGGUGCAAUAUAAUGCAAAUAAAUAAAUUAUGAAUUAAUUUGAAAACUAAA
This is a messenger RNA of Drosophila innubila, 2189 nucleotides long. RefSeq names its product protein kinase 4. The record is from RefSeq and is a predicted model, not a curated record. The transcript is spliced from 3 exons. Bases 78 to 1553 code for a protein of 491 amino acids. NCBI's taxonomy places the organism in Eukaryota, Metazoa, Arthropoda, Insecta, Diptera, Drosophilidae.